GUCUGCGUUGCGCAACGUGAUCUCUGCAGCCACUACAUAAACACACGCACAUGCACGCACACACACACACACACACACACACACACAGAUACAUAGAUCCUGCCUUUGCGGAAGCCAGAGGAGUCGAGGCGGCGCUAAAUUAAAUUAGCAUACUGAUAGUUAGCUGUGGAUGGACGGGUGAACUGAGCUGCAUCACAAACACAGCUUCUCCACACAACACCUCGCCAGUCCGGGCUCAUUUUGUCGGGAUUUUGCUGCAGUCCGCCUGCCGAGGAGAUGGGGGACAAGGCGGGCACCAGAGUUUUCAAGAAGUCGAGCCCCAACUGUAAGGUGACAGUUUAUCUCGGAAAGAGAGACUUUGUGGAUCACUUGGACCACGUCGACCCCGUAGAUGGAGUCAUCCUCGUCGACCCUGAGUAUCUGAAGGACAGGAAAGUCUUCGUCACCCUCACCUGUGCUUUUCGUUAUGGACGUGAGGACUUGGACGUGCUCGGUCUGUCCUUCAGGAAGGACCUAUACAUCUCCACCUUCCAGGCGUUCCCUCCGGUGCCUGAGGAGCGUAAACCCAACAGUCGGCUGCAAGAGAGGCUGUUGAAGAAACUGGGCCAACAUGCUCACCCGUUCUACUUCACUAUUCCCCAGAACCUCCCCUGUUCAGUCACUUUACAGCCUGGCCCAGAGGACACUGGGAAGGCCUGCGGCGUCGACUUUGAGAUCAGAGCUUUCUGUGCCAAGUCGAUAGAAGAAAAGAUUCACAAGAGGAAUUCGGUGCGUCUGGUGAUCAGGAAGGUUCAGUACGCUCCAGAGAAACCCGGUCCUCAGCCCAUGGUGGAGACGACCCGAAACUUCCUGAUGUCUGACAGAUCCCUACACCUGGAGGCCUCUCUGGACAAGGAGCUGUAUUAUCACGGAGAGCCCAUCAGCGUAAACGUUCACGUCACCAACAACUCCACCAAGACGGUCAAGAGAGUCAAGAUCUCUGUGCGUCAGUAUGCAGAUAUCUGCCUGUUCAGCACUGCUCAGUACAAAUGUCCAGUGGCUCAGCUGGAGGCAGACGACCAGGUGUCGUCCAGCUCCACCUUCUGUAAGGUUUACACUCUGACCCCGACGCUCGACAAGAACCGAGAGAAGAGAGGACUCGCUCUGGACGGAAAGCUCAAACACGAAGACACCAACCUGGCCUCCUCCACCAUAGUGAAGGAUGUCACCAACAAGGAGGUCCUGGGGAUCCUGGUGUCCUACAGAGUCAAAGUGAAGCUGGUGGUGUCACGUGGAGCGCUGCUGAGAGGCGUGAUGGAGAGAGACGUGUCGGUGGAGCUGCCUUUCAUCUUAAUGCAUCCUAAACCUGUGGAGCCACCUGUGUCCCGCCCACAGUCAGCUGUGCCAGAGAUGGACCCCCCCAUCGACACCAAUUUGAUAGAAUUCGACACAAACAGCAUCUCCCAGGACGACGACUUCGUCUUCGAAGACUUCGCCCGCCUACGGCUCAAAGGCGCUGUGGACGACAAAGACGAGGACUGCUAGGAGCUCGCCAACCUCUUCAUAUGCUCGCUUCGAAACCACCACACACACACACACACACACACACACACACACACACACACACACACACACACACACACACACACACUGUUGACGUUACAUUCCCCGGUGGAGGGGGUGGAUGAGGGCAUGUUUGGAAGGAGGCCUCGCAAGGGCGUCGGUGGUGUUCUUCCUCUCUUGCUUCAGUCAUUCGUCACGCCGCCGCCAUUCUUCGCCUCCGUCUUCUCCAUUCGUCUCUGUUUCUCUUUUUUGCUGAAAAACUUAUAAAGUGUGGAGGACAGGUUCUGAUGAGAAGGUUUAACAUGUGAAGGAAAACUCUUAGCUGAAAUGUAUGAAAAAAUAAAAAGACGAGUAGGAAGCUGAAGCGUAUUUCAUUCUGAGAUCUUUUUUGAAUGUCGAUCACCGUCUUGUACAAACAGAAUAUAUAUUUGAAACAGAAAAGUAAUCUUCUACGAGCUGUCAGGUCUGUGUUCAGUGGUGAUCUACAGUUCUUUUUUCUUUGAGUAAAAACUGUCAAUGCUUUUUACAUCGAGGCUGCGAGGGGAGGACACACUGUACACGAAACACAAACACACACUGCAGUCUUACACCGACUUCUCGAUUUCACCAGCAUCCACUCGCUCGCUCUCAUCUCACUCGGUCGUACAUUUUCUGAACUGUGUGUCACGUCAUCAGCUGCAUGCUCCUGAUCUUCAUUCGUCUUGUUUAAGAACUUUUCCAGAGUGAUCAAGUUUUUUCACGUCUUCAAAACUCUUUGUAUUGUUCUUAAGUUUGAUAAAAGUCACAUUUCACACAAAAACAAACAAAAAAAAAAACGUAAUUUAAAUCAGUUUUCCAGCACUUUCUGUCUCACAUCUUCGGCUCUGUAAAUUGGUCUCUCCUUAGGAAUUUUCAUUUUGUUUUUAAAGGAGCUGAGUGGGUUCAAACCGUUAAAAGAGAAUAUAAACACAUUUUAAAAAACGGCAUAAACAUGGCUUGAAUGUUUGAAAACUUGCAGAUAAAAAUCAGGCUUGAACUGAGACAUGAACCAGUUUAAACUGGAUCGAAUACCAGUCCAAGCCAUCUUCAUUAAAGAUGUUUGAUGUUUGGAUUCCACUUAAAGUCUUGUUCGAUGUAUGCGCAUUUAUUCUCAAUCAGACAAAAUAUGUUGAGGAAUAUGUUUAGUUUGUGAUUAGUCAGACAUUUAAAAAUGUUCCAACUGAAGAAAACUGGAUAGAAGUUGUUUUAACUAUUUUAAAUGUUUAUAAUAAACUGUAAAUUGUCUGAAAAACUUACAAUAAUCAGUUUUUUCCACCACAGGACUGGCUCAGUGUAACUGAGUGGAAAUAUUAGGUUGAUAUGUCACUAAUCAGCCAAAAUACUGUAAGAAAAUACUAUUUUGUGUAUCACUCGCUAAAAAAGAAACUUAGGUUUUUCAGUGUCAUAAAAACUCUUUGCUGAAAAUGCCAGGCUGUUUAAGAAAGAGGAGGACGUUUGUUCAUUGAAUACAAUUGAAAAUAUAUAAAAAGUUGGAGCAUUAGAGCUACCGCAGAUCAAAUUUAGAAAUGUAGAGUGAAAUAAAAGAUGAAGAUGAAUUUUCAGGCAAAAAGUUUAAGUUUAAAUGUUUUCAUAAAAUGUCAAAUUUCACUUUAAAAACAUGGCAUUGUUUAAGAAUAAAGAAAGUUAAUUUUAGAACUUGAAAAAAGCCUGUUUUCUCAUUUUGUUGAGGUCAAAAUUCAAAGCUGACAUUUUCUUCACACCGAACUAAAAUAACUGAAAAUACUUUUUUACGUUGAAUUUUUGCGUCAGUAAGUUUUGACAGAAUAUAUAAACAACAAUUGGAUUGACAUGGGUUAAAUAUGGAUUCUGUUACUUUUCACCUCUAGUUUUGUCUAUUGGUUCUUUACCCCAUUAGAAAUCGUCUCCUCUUCAUCUUUUUGGGAGUAUUUUAACAUCACUGCGGGUGAACAAACAUGACCUCAUAAAAACAAACUUCUUAAAAUAUGAGCCCACUCUCUGAUCACUCUGGAACUGAUCUUUAAACGUUGAACCCGUGUCGAGCUUGGAGCCUGUGACAUUUAAGUACUUUCUCAGCUGAUCUCUCACCUCCGUUUGUUUGUCUCUGUUUUUAAACUCUCGAUUCUUUCAUCACUUCUUUAGCCUGAAGCUGAUCUCGGUCAGGUUAAACCACGCUGUCGACUCUUAAAGGGAAACACUGGUGUUUGUUUGUUCAUCAUCCCCUCUGCCACUGACUGACCCAAACACACUCUGAGAUAACAUUUUCAUACAUUGUUUAUGUAGAUCUGUAAACUUCAUCGUGCCUUUUACGACUCUGUUGCCAAUAAGACGAUAUCCUUUUUUUUGCCAGUCCCAUAUUUUUUGUUUAAGUUCAAAUAAGUUUCAGAAUUUUGAAUGUAAAAUUCUGAAGUAUUGUGUGUUUUUAAGCCCUAAACUCACCUCAGUACAAAGGUGAGAAUAUUUUCCUUCAGUGGUUAAAAUCUCAAAGGAAACGGAGCGACUCUAUCCAAUACAGAAAUCCAAGAUAUGUCUGCAAGUGAUUUUCAAAAUAAAAUCCAAAACAUUUUAAAAUGG
Notolabrus celidotus (New Zealand spotty) is the source of this 4113-nucleotide messenger RNA. RefSeq names its product arrestin red cell. Lineage: Eukaryota; Metazoa; Chordata; Actinopteri; Labriformes; Labridae. The transcript is spliced from 17 exons. Gene Ontology annotation, biological process: signal transduction; positive regulation of ERK1 and ERK2 cascade; G protein-coupled receptor internalization. Gene Ontology annotation, molecular function: angiotensin receptor binding. The record is from RefSeq and is a predicted model, not a curated record. Bases 277 to 1524 code for a protein of 415 amino acids. Gene Ontology annotation, cellular component: cytoplasm.